CGGGCGGCGGGCGCGGUGUGGCGGGGCCGCUCGCGUGUCGUGACCGGGGCACGGGAGCCCGUACCGCCGGCUACCCCGAGCGGUUUUGCGUGUCCGCAGCGACGGAGAGAGGGGGGCGGGACGUGCGGUCUCGCCUCGUCGUGUCUCCCCCCACCCCCGCCAGGCCUGCGCCCUGCCGGGGAGGUUAUUCAUCCUCCCCGCCGGUGUCACCUGCGCUUCCCCGGGGCCGCCGGGGCGGGGGAGGCUGGCGAUCGGGCCGGGGAGCGCAGCCCAGCCCAGAUAAAAUGGAGCUCUCCUUCCCUCGGCGCAUUUAGGAAUGCAACUCCGAUCCCGGGAGGAUGUAUAAAGAUUAAGUGCCAAACGCCAAAAUGAGCGUGACUUCGUGGUUUUUGGUGAGCAGCACUGGCAUUCGCCAUCGGCUCCCUCGGGAGAUGAUAUUUGUUGGCAGAGAUGACUGUGAACUGAUGCUCCAGUCCCGCAGUGUCGAUAAGCAGCAUGCUGUAAUCAACUAUGACAAGGAGAAAGAUGAGCACUGGGUGAAGGAUCUUGGGAGCUUAAAUGGCACCUUCGUCAAUGACGUGAGGAUUCCUGACCAGAAGUACAUCACCCUAAAACUGAAUGAUGUCAUUCGCUUUGGCUAUGAUUCAAACAUGUAUGUCCUGGAACAAAUUCAACACAAAGUCCCAGAAGAAGCAUUAAAGCAUGAGAAGUACACCAGCCAACUUCAGAUGAAUUACAAAAGCACGGUAAUGAAGAGGGUGGAGCAGCCCAUGGAGCAUGGUGUCUACACUGAGUCCCCACAAGCAAAGCUGGAGAAAGGAGAGAGGAAAGCAAUUACAGAAACCAAUACUUACCGCACCCCUCUUUAUGGGCAGCCCUCCUGGUGGGGGGAAGAUGAUGCAAAUAACAAGGAGGACAGAAGGCAAGAGGAACAUUACUCAGAAAGAUCAAAAGAGAUAACCCAACAUGAAGAGGAACUGAAUGGUAAUAUUUCUGCUUAUAGAGAUGCCCAAGAACAGUCUGUGUUUGCGUUCCGGAGAGAGCCAAGUUACUUUGAGAUUCCAACUAAAGAAUUUCAGCAGCCAUCAAAAUCUCCAGAAACACAGGUCCAUGAGAUCCCAACAAAGGAUGUUGAUGCUGUAGUAGCCCCCGUUGUACAGAGUCACGCCUCUUUCACCAUUGAAUUUGAUGAUGGUACCCCCGGUAAAAUAAAGAUAAAAGACCACGUAACUAAAUUUUCGCUCAGACAGAGAAGACCGUAUAGUAAGGAACCAACUCAUACGGAAGUGAUGUCAGCGGAGAGCAAAGUGGCUGACUGGCUUGUCCAGAAUGACCCAAGCUUGAUGAGACGGCAGUCUCCAGGAGAUGAUGUGUACAGUACAAAGAGUGACCUGCCGGUUCAUGUGAGGACACUUAAAGGUUCCUGGUCGUUGACUGAAUCGUGUUGUGUGCCUUCACACCCGUUUCCUUCUCCAAAAAAAGGCAAUAGGCACGAGGACGGGACGCAGAGUGACUCCGAAGACCCCGUGGCACCCAAGGCAGAGAAGGAGACAACGACGGGCAGCGAACGUGCAACGGAGCAAACCAGGCUGCAGCGCCAGAUGAGGCGUGAUCCCCACGAGAUGCUGCACAACAAGCAGGCCUUUGUCAUCGAGUUCUUCGAGGACACACCACGGAAGAAGCGGUCACAGUCUUUCACACACAGCGCUCACUCGUCCCAGAGCGACACCGAUCCGGGGCUGAAGACCAAGGUUGAAAAGCGCAAGAGUGCGUUGCCGGCAGAGAAGCUGGGAAAUGCAGUACCACCGUCCCACCUUGGAGCCCAGGCAGGCAAACCCAAUAACAGCUCCUCCGGGACCCAAAGAAGUAGCUCCUUCAAGAGGGAGAAGACAGAGGAUCGGAUCAACUCUUCGUCCUCCUCUGCUUCCAGAGCGUCAGCCAAAACUUAUGGGAGCGUUGGAAGGAAGUCUAAAAUGGCGCAGGAUUUUAUGGCUGAGUACUUGCGGGAGACUGCUCAGUCUGGGAAGCCGAGCGCUGAGAAACCGGCACCUCUGCCUGUGCCGGUAGCUCCACGUGUGGUUAUAUCGUCAGAACCAGAGCCUGCCUCUGCUCCACCUCCGGAGAUAAAGUCAGCCCAGGGCAGGAGGAACGAUGAGGAAGACAGUGUGAGUGAGACGGGCACAUACACCAUCGAGACAGAGUCACAGGAUAAAGAGGUGGAGGAAGCGCGAAAAAUGAUAGAUCAGGUUUUUGGUGUUCUUGAGUCACCCGAAUUUUCCAGAAUCUCUUCAGCCUUUAGACCAAUAAUUAAAGGUGAAAAAGAUGACUCCGGUUCUCAUCAGCAUCUAAUCAGUGAAAAUGGCACUAGUCAGAAGUCACCCUUGCUCCAGGCAUUUGCCUCAAAAGCUGUGAGUGGGUCUCAGGCUGAUGCACAGAUGUCUGCAGCAUCUCAGGGGAGUCAGAAGUGGGUGUCUAGGUGGGCGAGCCUUGCGGACAGUUACUCUGACUCUGCAUCUGUCUCUGGGCAGGGUGAUGGAGGUACAGAAAGUGCUGUAGUUCCAAAACCUGGGGAACCAGAAAACGCUGUGCCCUUGAGAACAAGGCGCCUUCUUCCCCAGCUCCCACCAAGUGAGAAAUCAGACAGCCCUACACCCACGGUCCUGGUUUGCCAGGAGUCCUAUUCUGAGGUUACCAAGAGAACCAUCAUGAAGGACCACUGUGUGGAAGCCUAUGGUGAUCCCAGCAGCCGCCUCUUCAUCCAAGAAGACUUGGAUCCAGAUAGUCUCAGCGAUGCCAGUAGGUCUGAUGAUGGCUUCAGCACAGAAAAAGGCAAGAAAUAUAAAGAGAACAAUAAAAUGCUAGAGCAGAUGGGGGAAGACACAAGAUUGGAGAGCCGACAGCCAGGAGCCUCCCGGGUCUCAAACAUGAGAGCUGUAAGUGAGCCAGUUUCUACUUCAUUUUACAUUGGUGAUGACAGCAAUGAUGUGGGGAUUCCCUCCAAGCUCUCUCUAAGCGUGUCCCAUGCUCGAGCAGACAAAGAUGGCAAGGAUCAGGAGUUUUCCUUCAAGUCUGCUGGCCCACCAGUUCCUGGAAAGCCACCGGUCAAAGAUGUUAGUGCUUACAUAAGUGCAGCUGGCAGAGUGGUUAUUUCCCUUCAUCAGAGUCUUCCUCAAGAUCAAGAAAACAUGGCAGGAAAGGAAACAUCAUCUUUUGUUAGACAGGAAAGUUUUACCAAAGAUAAAUCAAGCAGUGGUGUUCCUCAAAAUAAACUCCCGCAUAUUUCAAGUCACCCUCUGCUUAAAGAUUUAGAGGCUGUUCGGUCAACUCGUAUGGACUUUGGUCAGGAGACUCAUCUUCUCCUUAAGGACACUGAAACUGCCUUGGCGGCACUGGAAGCCAAAUUACUUGGUCAAAGCCAACAGCUGGAGCCCUCGGAAACUGCUGGUCAGCUGGAGGACUCCUUGUCAGGGGACUCGGACGUGGACACUGCCAGCACGGUCAGCUUGGUGAGUGGCAAAAACGUCCCAACAGGCGCCCCGAAACGCAAAGCAGUCGUGAGCUUGCAAAAAGAGAAAUCUUCCUCCACGCCGUCCAUCCAGGACCAGUGUGGGCAGCCCAGCGCUCGGGACAGGCUGACAGAGAAGCGGAAAACGCAAGCACCAGAGUCAGCAAACCGCACGGAGGCCCCCAAACGCUUCCAGAUGAAGCGGAGCGCUGGGACUCGAGGGUCGCUUGAUUUCACGGAUGACGAGAGAAGCUCGAGCUUGCCCUACUUGCCUGUCCCCGAUGCAGUUGUGUCUGACCACGAGCACUCGGUAACCCGGCCAGUUCCCAGAAGGAAACCUUUUACUCAGGCCACCAAGGAGGACCACAGCAAAACAACCUCAAAUGUGCAGAAAAUCCAGCAAGUUCUCACCCGCUCCAACAGUUUAUCCACCCCACGGCCCACAAGGGCAUCAAAGCUACGUCGUGCCCGGCUGGGAGAUGCUUCAGACAAUGAAUGCGUCGAUACUGAGAAAACAGCCUCCAACGCUGAAGCCACCACUCCAGGCCCCAAGCAGUCCACGGAGACGAAGAAGCUUUCCCGGCUGGACAUCCUCGCCAUGCCGAGGAAACGGGCAGGUUCAUUUACGGUGCCCAGUGACUCCGAGACGGCGCAGUCAAGGACAGGGUUUUCGGGCCGGAGUGUCGAGUCCUAUCGGAAGACGGGUGUUUCAGAGGUUAGAGCCGCGGCGAGGAAAACGGCAGCCGCUGCCUCCGCAAAGCAGCCUUUCAGCAGGACCCGUUCAAGCAGUGUCAAGUAUUCCUCCUCGUCCACAUCAAGGCGGAGACCACAGGGUUCAGAUUACACUUCUACUUCGGAGGAGGAAUAUGGCUCAAAUCACAGCUCCCCUAAACACAAACGCUCCCAUACUUCAACAGCCACACAAACACCGAGGGUACGUGGCUCUGGGCUGAGCAAGCAGAAGCACAACGGCAGAGAAACGGAUGAUGAUGAAGAUUUUGAUGACCACCCUGACCCCUACAACUUCAUGGCGCAAACAGCAGAGAUAGCAGAAAUAGCCAGACUCAGUCAGACCUUGGUGAAGGAUGUGGCCAUCCUUGCUCGAGAGAUUCACGAUGUUGCUGGGGAUGGGGACUCACAGAGUUCAUCGGGGACAGGACCAAGCACCUCCCUCAGCUCUGUGCCCAACACUCCUGCUUCCACCAUAUCAGCGAGAGAAGAGAUUGCUCGUAGAUCUUUUCGGCUGGCAUAUCCAUCUCAGUUGGUGCAGCACAUUCCAGAAGCAAGUCUGAACUACCAGAAAGUGCCUCCAGGAUCAGUGGAACUGAAGGAUUUUGACCAAAAUAUGAACAAUAAUAGAGAAGAGGAUCCCUCAAGAAAAACGAGGACAAGAAACCGUGAGGAGGUAAUCUUUGACAAUCUGAUGUUGAACCCAGUGUCCCAGCUGUCACAUACAAUCCGUGAAAAUACAGAAAACCUAGCUGAAAAAAUGAAGAUUCUGUUUCAAAACUCAGAAAGGACCUGGGAGGAGAUGGAGGCCAAAAUGAAUUCAGAAAAUGAAGUGCCAAUUCUGAAGACAUCAAACAAGGAAAUCAGUUCUAUCCUGAAGGAGCUCAGGAGAGUUCAAAAACAGCUCGAAGUCAUAAACGCUAUCAUUGACCCUACUGGAAACUUGGAUGUAGUUGCCAGUAACAAAGCAUCUUCUGCUGCUAAACAAUCUACAGCCACUAAAGUCAGGACUGCUAACACUUCUGGGUCUACACUGGAGACUUUGUCCCCAGUACAGAUGAGAAACUACACACAGAAAUCGAACUGUGGGUCUUCUAGCUUACAAGAUUCGAAUUUCAUUCCAGAUGGAGAGAAAUAUGUGAUCUGAUACAAUAUUUUGUAUUGCUAUCAUAUUGUAAUCUACUGUUGCAUUAGUAUUGUGUAUGAGUGGUUUGUGGACAAUUUGUGUGGAGCAGAUGUUUAGAUUGCUAACACGUUGCACAAAAAAAAAAAAAUCUAUGCUGUGAGGGUGAAUGGAAAGUCUGUGUAUGCCUUUUAAACAAGACUAGCACUGUGGAGCAGCACAUAUUCAGCAUAGAGGCAAACUGAUUUUUAGAAAAUUACUCACUCUUCCAGUGUGCCAUAAGGAAACAGGCUUUGCAUACGCUCCAUUCAAUACUGCCGAAGCUAAAGUGUUCUUGCAUUGGCCUGUUUAUAAUUAUUCAGUUGUAAUGAGGCGCAAUUUAAAAAAAACACUUUUUGGUACUAUAUUUGUUUUGGUUUUGUUUGGGGUUUUUUUUUUUUUUCUAAGUGUACAAGUGAAGCAUUACAACUCUGUUGGAAUCAAUGUGCAAAUCCAACAGGAUGAUCGUGCAAUAUCUUGGGUUUCUAGGAGAAACUCUUAAUACAGUUGUGUAAGAAGUCCUUUUCAGCAGUCAUAAAAAGGCAACUACACUGAAGUUGUGCAUCCUUUUUUUAGUCCAAAAAACAAACCAAGACAGAAUAAACCCUUUGUUUUUCUCUUGGGAAAGUGUAAAAGUUAAUAAUGGUAUGAAUGUAAAGACUACUAAUGCAGUUACUAUUUUUGAUGAUGUUUCCGGCCCAAAGUUUGGGGUUGGUACAAAAAGUCAGAUUUUACAGUUUAGCUUGCCAAAUUUUCAUGCUCUCGGUACAAAUGCUGUCUUUAAGCUGUGCUUUUUUUUUUCCUUUUUUUUUCUUUUUUUAAAUGUACGGUCUUUUUACAAUGAGCUACAAAUGCUUUUGGCUGGGCCAAAGACUUAAGAUGUUUGUGAUUAGCUAAUUGCUGAGAAAAACAUCUGUUCCAUGGCUCAUGUAAUAAACUUAAUUGCACAGUUGCUGUGAACUAGUGUUCACUUGACAGCACUGAAAAAAUAAUGGCUUAAAUGUAGCUCCACCUUCACAGCUAGUUCUGUUAGGAAUUUUUUUCAAUGCAAAAGUGCUUGAAGAGCACCAUUCUGUGGUAUUCUUCAGAAACUAUUGAACAGUGUCAAGCACUUUGUACAUUUGGGAUUUUUGUCUGGAUUUUAUUUUUGGUCUGUUAUAAUCCUAGAAAUACUAUGUUACGUGCAAUUGCACCGAGCAAUUUCUUGUUUAAAAAAAGUUGGAUUUUGUAUUCUGUCUUUCUGUGAAACUGCAAAACACUAAGCAAUUUUUGUUGCUUUAAGAGCAAAAGUUUUGUUUUAGAGGGGACCUCUUCCAGACGUGUUUGCUCCCAGUUUUUUCUGUCUUGUAUCAAUUCCUUUUUCAUUCUUCCUGGUCAAUAAACAGUAAUCAGGUAAAGAAAUUUUUGUAGCUGUGGAGGAUACUUUUACUGGGAAAGGUGAGCAGAUGAGUUCCACUUUGCCCUCAUACAGUGUGUAGUUUAACCAGUGAAAAUGGUUUCCCAAGCUUGACUGCUUCUUGUGUGCUGACUUUAUAUUUUGGGGUGGGUAGUGGAUUCCUUAGUUAGCCUCAGUAGUUACCUGAGCUUUUCUGCUAGAAUGUUGUAACAGUGGGAACCUGUUAAAAUAAUUUAAAUAAAUAGGGAUGCUCACAAAGUGUUUAAUCUUACUAGUGAAGACCGUAAUUUCUUUCCUGGUGAAGCUAGUGGGAGCUUUCUAUCAAUUUCAGCAUAAACAGAAUUGAUCCCAGAAUGGGAGUAUGCCAACAGGCCAUUAGUUUCUUUUGAGCGUGCAAGAUGCUGGCUGGUAAACAAUAGGUGCAAAUAUUCUUCCAAGAUUUUCAGUAGGUUAUAAGACUCAUCUGCUUGUAUGGAGGUGCUCUUCCAUGAAGAAAUCUGCUGGAUUUCACGUAGAUGAAUGCAGAAUAAAAAAAGAAUUUGCCCUUGAUGUUGUUCUGCCUGUAAUAUACGCACUAUCUGAAUGUGUUCAUUCAGUCGUUUAUUCUGAUCUGUCUUUUCUUGAAAUACCUGACUGUGUCCUUGAUGAAUAUCAUAAGUGGUGGUAUAAUUCCUGAUAUAUGAGAGACAAUUUUUCAAGCCCUUCUUGGUUAGGGUUUGAACCAUCCAGGUGCUACCCCAACUCACUAGGAGUUGAAGGACCUUCACAGAUAAGGUGUUGCUGUUAGUUUCAGUUUUGCUGUAGAGACAAGUGAAUUACUCAGACAUCUGACUAUUAUUAUUACUUGUUAACCACGUUUCCACAUCUUCAUGGCUAUGCUCUAGUGGAUUUUGUUUCUCUACAAUGUGUCCUUGAUGGGACUUCUGUUUACUUUCAUUUGAAAAUUGCUUGAUUCUUCUUUCAUUCAUGAACAUAUCAGGGAUGGAUUUUCUUCCUUGGUUGCUCUGUUCUGAACUUGAGAGAGAGCCUGCAGACACCUUACAUCAAUUAAAUCAACCCGCAAAAUAUGGUACCUCUUCGAGUGACUAAUAAGGAUGCAACAGUCGGUGUCUGUUUAUAAUUUGGAAAUGUGUGUGUGAAGGGAGGGGAGGAUGCACAGCUUGAUUUGUUUUAUUUGUGACUCAGCCAAACUAUAAAACGCUUCUGCACCCCGACACAACGUUCAUCCUUGGAUCUUUGCAUUUAAAACAGUUUUCUAGUCGAUGAUGAAAUGCAAUAUAUUUUUUCUUGUAUUCACUGCUUCUGAAGCACACCCCGUUUGCACUUGUCUGCUCCAGAUAAGCCAAAGAGCUAGCCACCUGACUACUACUCCUUUGUUGAUUGUUCAUUCUUACAAGCAGUACUGUACACAACCAUGAAAACAUGCCUCUGUGUGACUCCAGUGUGAACCUAACAGACGUGUAGUGGUGUAUCUGGGUGGCCCAGGACCAGUGCGUAAGAUACCUGUUGGCUUGCAUGAGCUACAGAUGGGCCUUGCAUUGAGUUUGGUAGGGGUGACGCUGACCUGUGGGUCACUCUCAUACCAUAUUGCUUUCAUGUGUUUUGUAUCUGACUAAAGAAAUGUAAGGAAGGGUGGGAUUUUCAGAGUCUUAGGGAAGCGAGUGCUCAGGUCCUUUGGGGUUUCCAUACGCCGUGAGCACCUUUCAAAAUCCCAGCACUCAGCUCUUCCGCUAUACUUGAAAUCCAUGUUCUCAGUUUAACGCUUUCAAAUGUAAAAACCUGUUAGUCUAUUCUGAUGGCGUGAAUGUAAGUUCCUGUGAGAAUGUGUACGAGCUUUGUGAGCAAGGACCUAAAUCGUAUCUGCAGUGAUGUCAUGUCAUGGUCAUGCUCCAGGAGAAAAGAACAUCUGCAUCAUUGAGUAUUUUAGUAAAGGUACAACUAGUGGAAUGUUUACAUACAGCCUACUGAAAAAAAGAGGAGACAAAAAAAAAAAAAGAUAAAGUAUUUAAAUGCAAGAUUCUACUAGUUUUUUCUUGGUUUGCAGAUCACACUAGCUAUUUUUGAAGUUCCGUAAAUGUGUAUAACUUUUGCAAAGACCAGACAGAACUACCUGUUCACUUUCGAUGUGCCCCGUGCUGAAUUGUGCCUAUUUCACUCUCUGCUGUUGUUAUGCUGCUGAUUCUGCUGUUCUGAACCGUUCACUGGAUCAUUCCAUUUGCAUGCAACACAAAUGCAAGCUGAGCUGUCUGAGAGUAAAGCUGAAACACGUUUGUAUAACUUGAAUCAAUUAAUGACUUUCUCUCUUCCACACCCUCUUGAAAUGCUGUGUAUAAUUUUGAUUUGUUUCUCCUACCCUGAUUUUUUUCUGCUUUUGUUUUGUUUUGGGUUUUGUUUUUUUUUUUUUUUUUUUUUUUUGAAUGGUAAUUUAUUUUUGUUUGGAUUAUAGGCAGUAUCUGUACAUUUUGUUUCAAGGUGAUGUUGUGGAUGUCUUUAAAAGAACAAAUUGUUAUUUUAUAUAAUUUUAUCAUAAAGUUGCUCUAAUAAAUCAUUCUUUUAUCAUGUGA
Messenger RNA from Aquila chrysaetos chrysaetos, 9356 nucleotides. It is a transcript of the gene CEP170B, whose product is annotated as centrosomal protein 170B. Lineage: Eukaryota; Metazoa; Chordata; Aves; Accipitriformes; Accipitridae. The transcript is spliced from 21 exons. Gene Ontology annotation, molecular function: protein binding. The record is from RefSeq and is a predicted model, not a curated record. Bases 369 to 5381 code for a protein of 1670 amino acids.